AUGUCCAAGAGAGGACGCGGAGGAGCGUCGGGAGCGAAGUUUCGAAUAUCCCUUGGUCUUCCAGUUGGUGCCGUCAUUAAUUGUGCCGACAAUACUGGUGCCAAGAAUCUUUUUGUUAUCGCCGUCUAUGGAGUCCGUGGAAGGCUCAACAGGCUUCCGAGUGCUGGAGUUGGAGACAUGUUUGUUGCUUCAGUAAAGAAAGGAAAGCCGGAGCUGAGAAAGAAGGUCCUUCAAGCAGUGGUAAUCCGACAACGCAAGCAAUUCAGACGAAAAGACGGAACAUUCAUCUAUUUCGAGGAUAACGCUGGAGUGAUAGUCAACAACAAAGGAGAAAUGAAAGGCUCCGCCAUCACAGGACCUGUCGCCAAGGAGUGUGCAGAUCUUUGGCCUAGGAUUGCUGCUAAUGCUGGUUCUAUUGCGUAA
Molecule: messenger RNA, 423 nt
Organism: Angiostrongylus costaricensis
Lineage: Eukaryota; Metazoa; Nematoda; Chromadorea; Rhabditida; Metastrongylidae
Source: the annotation of a GenBank genome assembly